Penicillium maclennaniae is the source of this 864-nucleotide messenger RNA. RefSeq lists its product as uncharacterized. Gene Ontology annotation, molecular function: lipid binding. The transcript has 2 exons. Gene Ontology annotation, cellular component: mitochondrial inner membrane. The record is from RefSeq and is a predicted model, not a curated record. The coding region runs from base 1 to 864 and encodes 287 amino acids. NCBI's taxonomy places the organism in Eukaryota, Fungi, Ascomycota, Eurotiomycetes, Eurotiales, Aspergillaceae. Gene Ontology annotation, biological process: ubiquinone biosynthetic process.
AUGGCUUCCCUUCGUAUGCCCCGACGGGCCCUUCUCUCCCUGAAAUCCGUCCGUUUUCCAUCAUCGACCCCGACGUCAACUUCCGCAUCUACCCACCUCCGCCCCUCCCUGCCCUCCCACGCCAGCGCCAGAAAACAACCACCUCACAUCCGCCCAUACCACUCAACCCUCCACCCCCGCCUCCCAGAUCAUACCUACAACAACAGCCAAACAGCAAUCCUAACCGCCUCCCUCGCCCACAUCCCGACCCACGGCUUCUCCGCCGAAUCCCUCGUCCUCGGCGCCCGCGACGCAGGCUUCCUCGAUGUCUCCGUGCAGCUCUUCCCGCGCGCCGAAUUCGACCUCGUCCUGUUCUGGCUCGCUAGUCGACGCGGUUUGCUUCGCGCAAAGGUCGAAGAAGGCGCGCUCUUCCGUCGCGUUGCCGAUCAGACCGGGAGAGAUGUGUCUUCCUUGGACGUUGAAGAGAAAUGUCGGAUUUUGGUGAUGGAGAGAUUGAGAAUGAAUCAGGAUAUUAAAGAGCAGUGGUCGGGUGCCCUUGCGCAAAUGUCUCUUCUUGGCAAUAUUCCCCUCUCUCUUACUGAGCUUCACGCCCUUUCAAACGAUAUUCUCUGUCUAGCUGGUGACCCCGCCGUCGAUGGAUCUUGGUACUCGCGCCGGUUGGGGGUAUCUGCCAUCUAUGCGUCGGCCGAGAUGGUUAUGACGCGUGAUCCGACGCCGGAACUGAGUGAGACUGAGGCGUUUGUGAACCGUCGAUUUGAGGAUAAACUUGCUCUGAAGCAAAAGGUUGAGGGGGUGAGUCAGUGUGUUAGUUUCGUGGGAAACACGGCUGUGGGCGUGGGAAGGUCUUGGGGCUUAAAGAUUUAA